GAGGCGGUGUGGCACGUACCGCGGCUUGUGCGCCGGACUCCAGCAGAAUGCGGGGCGGGGACCUGGAAGGUGGCUGGCGGUGAAGGAGGGGCCGUUCUGGGGACCCCCACCGUUACUGAUCUCAUCUAGGGAAUGUGGGGCGGUGCCUUGCCCCGAGUCCCUAUGGAUAGUUGGAGGCAGCCCCUCUCUUGGACUUCGGAAAUUAGACGCUCCUGAUUUCCUCUUCUCUGGAAUGAAGACGAGCCUUGCUGGAGAUGGACAGCCGGAUUCCUUAUGAUGACUACCCCGUGGUCUUCCUGCCUGCCUAUGAGAAUCCCCCGGCAUGGAUCCCACCUCAUGAGAGAGUAUAUCACCCAGACUACAACAAUGAGUUGACCCAGUUUCUGCCCCGAAUUGUCACACUGAAGAAACCCCCUGGAGCUCAGUUGGGAUUUAAUAUCCGAGGAGGAAAGGCCUCCCAGCUAGGCAUCUUUAUCUCCAAGGUGAUUCCCGACUCGGAUGCACAUCGGGCAGGACUUCAGGAAGGGGACCAAGUCCUAGCUGUGAAUGAUGUGGAUUUCCAAGACAUUGAGCACAGCAAGGCUGUUGAGAUCCUGAAGACAGCCCGCGAAAUCAGCAUGCGUGUCCGCUUCUUUCCCUACAAUUAUCAUCGUCAAAAAGAGAGGACUGUACACUAGAGAGUUGCAGCCCAUAGCCCUCCACAGGGAAUCUUCUAGGACAAGCUGGUUAGGCCUCAGGGCAGCCUCUUGGGAACCUCAACUCUCGGCCCCACCCUGGCAGAGUGGCGCGGGGAGGAUGGGGAUACAGUGAGGCCCUGCCACCGAGCCAGCUAGCCAGCUGCAUUACCCAAACUGUACUGUACUCCUUGUUCCCUCGUUCUGUAGGUGAGCUUCAUUCAUUCCCUCAAACGGGAAGGAUGGAGAUACCUAGGUAUAGCCUGUGGAGAGCGCAGCUAGAAAACGCAACUGACAUUUAUUGAAUAUCACGUGCUAGACAACUACACACGUGUCAUAUCAUGUUCAUCAGAGUCUAGAAAUCAAUAGAAAAAAGAAUCUUGAGGCAACUGACGUUUAUUGAAUACCAUGUGCUAGCCAAUUA
Messenger RNA from Zalophus californianus (California sea lion), 1098 nucleotides. RefSeq names its product PDZ domain containing 11 (gene PDZD11). The record is from RefSeq and is a predicted model, not a curated record. Gene Ontology annotation, molecular function: protein binding. Bases 255 to 677 code for a protein of 140 amino acids. Lineage: Eukaryota; Metazoa; Chordata; Mammalia; Carnivora; Otariidae. Gene Ontology annotation, cellular component: cell-cell junction; synapse; basolateral plasma membrane. Gene Ontology annotation, biological process: protein localization to basolateral plasma membrane; neurotransmitter secretion; maintenance of epithelial cell apical/basal polarity. The transcript is spliced from 7 exons.